Molecule: messenger RNA, 1686 nt
Organism: Aspergillus tanneri
Lineage: Eukaryota; Fungi; Ascomycota; Eurotiomycetes; Eurotiales; Aspergillaceae
Gene: bbp
Product: putative zinc knuckle transcription factor/splicing factor MSL5/ZFM1
Exons: 8
Coding region: 1-1686 (561 amino acids)
Biological process (GO): regulation of mRNA splicing, via spliceosome
Cellular component (GO): nucleus
Molecular function (GO): zinc ion binding; mRNA binding
Source: RefSeq, a predicted model, not a curated record
AUGGCCUGGCGUAAUCAAGGAAUCACCGGAUCCAACAACGUGCCUUUGGGCCGCAGACGAUUCGGAGGCGAUGACCCUGGAGAAGAUGACAGCCGUACGGCAACUCCUUCGUCUGCGGACCUUGGGUACAAGCGUGGUAGAAGUCCUGUUAGAGCUGACCCCCCUGCCGACGGCGUGAAGAAGCGCAAGAAGCGCAACCGUUGGGGAGAUGCGCAGGAGAAUAAGGCUGCAGGUCUCAUGGGCUUGCCCACGAUGAUCAUGGCCAACUUCACCAAUGAACAACUGGAGGCGUAUACUCUGCAUCUGCGGAUCGAGGAAAUCAGCCAAAAGCUUCGAAUCAACGAUGUCGUCCCUGCGGAUGGUGACAGAUCUCCGUCCCCCCCGCCUCAGUACGAUAAUUUUGGCAGACGUGUAAAUACUAGAGAGUAUCGGUAUCGGAAACGCCUCGAGGAUGAGCGCCACAAGCUCGUUGAAAAGGCCAUGAAGACCAUUCCUAACUACCACCCGCCCUCUGACUACAGGCGUCCUACCAAGACCCAGGAGAAGGUCUACGUUCCAGUGAAUGACUAUCCAGAGAUUAACUUCAUUGGCUUACUCAUAGGUCCCCGUGGAAAUACCCUGAAAAAAAUGGAGACCGAAUCGGGCGCCAAAAUUGCCAUCCGAGGCAAAGGCUCCGUUAAGGAAGGAAAAGGUCGAUCUGAUGCCGCUCACGCUAGCAACCAGGAAGAAGAUCUUCACUGCUUGAUUAUGGCAGAUACCGAGGAAAAAGUUAACAAGGCGAAGAAGCUGGUGCACAAUGUCAUUGAGACUGCCGCUUCAAUCCCUGAAGGCCAGAACGAGCUUAAGAGGAACCAGCUUCGAGAGUUGGCCGCUCUUAACGGUACUCUCCGUGACGAUGAAAACCAGGCUUGCCAAAACUGUGGCCAAAUCGGACACCGCAAGUACGACUGUCCUGAGCAACGCAAUUUCACUGCCAACAUCAUUUGUCGUGUCUGUGGCAACGCUGGGCACAUGGCUCGCGACUGUCCUGACCGCCAGAGGGGCAGUGACUGGCGUAAUAACGGUGGCUACGGCGGCGCCGGCGGCGGCCGGAGAGCCAUCGGUGGAGGCGAUGCCGUCGACCGUGAGAUGGAGCAACUUAUGCAAGAACUGUCUGGCGGUGCGCCAGGCGAAGAUGGCCAAGUGCCUCGUCGCAUUGAAGCUGGUCCCGAUCAAGGCUACGAUGAUCGCGAUAUGAAGCCUUGGCAACGAGGCCCACCACCAAGCGAUGUGGCGCCCUGGCAGCAGAGAGGCCGCGAUAAUCGUUCCCGUGAUGAUUAUGGGUCUCGCGAUCAUGGAGGUGCGCCUCCAUGGGCUCAGAGCCGCGGAGGCGACUACGGCUACGGCUCACAGGGUGGCGGCUAUGGCGCUCCCCCCGGAGCUGCACCAUGGCAGCAGCAAGCACCUCCCCCACCUCCUGGUGGCCAGUCGUCGUAUGGAUAUGGUGGUUACGGUUCCUAUCCCCCGUCGGCACCCGGUAUGGCACCUCCAGGUGCGCCUCCCGGCUUGGGCGCGCCACCACCUCCCCCUGGCAUGCCGUCAAUGUAUUACGGCUCUGGAGGCAGCCCACCACCGCCUCCUCCGGGUGAAGGACCCCCUCCUCCCCCACCGAGUGAUCAUCCUCCUCCUCCACCUCCGCCAUCUUAA